AUGGCUAAAGCUUCAAGUUAUUUGCGCCAUCUCUUCUCCUCGUCCUAUAGUGACGAGGAGAAGCCCGGAUUCUUCAUCUGGCAUCCGAAGGGGACCUCUUCCUCUGAGAAGAAGCUGCUCUUCAAGAUUGACUUCUUCAUUCUCACCUACGGAUGUCUGGCUUAUUUCACAAAAUGGCUGGAUCAGAGCAACUUGUCCAAUGCCUAUGUCUCGGGCAUGAAAGAAGAUCUCAGCAUGUUUGGCACAGAGUAUAAUCUGGCCAUGACAUGCUUCUCUGUUGGACAAAUUAUCGGGCCUAUUCCUGCUAAUCUUCUGCUGACCUGGAUCCCUCCAAGGAUUCUACUCCCUGGAUUAGAAUUCCUGUGGGCAAUCCUUACUAUUGGAACAUAUGCAGUCACUGAUGUCCGACAACUCUACCCCAUCCGAUUCUUCGUUGGCUUCCUGGAGGGCAGCUGCUUCGUAGGAAUCCAAUACGUCCUCGGCUCUUGGUACAAGAGGACCGAGAUUGGAAAACGGACUGCCAUCUUUGCAUGCGCCGCUUACGUCGGCACCAUGAUCAGCGGAUAUCUGCAGAGCGCCGUGCUUGCUGGUCUUAACGGGACAAAUGGGCUGGCGGCCUGGCGCUGGGUGUUCAUCAUUGAUGGUAUCAUCACCGUCAUUGUUGCCGUUUACGGAUACAUCUUCUUCCCCGACACUCCGUACAACACCAAGGCCUUCUAUCUCAGCGACGAGGACCGGAAGAGAUGCAUUGAAAGGCUGAAAGAGGACGGGAGAGAGGAGACGAACAAAUUCACAUGGGAUUUGUUCAAGCGAACUCUCACCUCAUGGCAGCUUUACGUUCUGACCGUGCUAUGGAUGUUCUGGAAUACGACUGUUGGCAAGGUCUCUAACACGGUCUUCCAAUUGUUCUUGAAAGGCGACACUGAGCACAAGUGGAGUUUGUACGAGGUCAACAACAUCCCCACGUGCAUCAACGGUUUCAACAUCGUCAUGGUGUUGCUUCUCAAUGUUUACGUUGAUACCACUGGCAGGCGUAUGGCGGCUGUAGCUCUGAACUUGGGCAUCCUCCUCUUUGGCACCAUCUGCCUGGUCGUCUGGCAGAUUCCUCUUGGAUUACGGGUAACUUCGUACAUGUUUGCUGGCCUCGACGGUCCACUCAGUCCUAUAUACUACUCUUGGGCCAACAUUCUCUGCAGCGGCGACGCCCAGGUCCGAGCGCUGACACUGGCCAUCAUGAAUGCCUGCGGUGCGGCGUUGACAACGGUGAUCCAGCAGUUCUUGUAUCCUGUCACGGAUGCACCCAAAUACGGCAAGGGAUUCAAGGCCAGUCUCGGCUUUCUUAUUGGAAUGUGUGUGUGGGUAGUUGUCGUGCGCCUGUUUGAAAUGCGGGAGCUCCGCAAGGACAAGGACCUGACUCCGACGGAGGGCAUCGAGAGUGGCAGCGAGACUAACGUAGGAGUCAUGGUAGACGAGAAGAGAUAA
Messenger RNA from Clonostachys rhizophaga, 1482 nucleotides. NCBI's taxonomy places the organism in Eukaryota, Fungi, Ascomycota, Sordariomycetes, Hypocreales, Bionectriaceae. The record is from the annotation of a GenBank genome assembly.